Colletotrichum chrysophilum is the source of this 1050-nucleotide messenger RNA. RefSeq lists its product as uncharacterized. The transcript is spliced from 3 exons. Gene Ontology annotation, molecular function: oxidoreductase activity, acting on paired donors, with incorporation or reduction of molecular oxygen; heme binding; monooxygenase activity. NCBI's taxonomy places the organism in Eukaryota, Fungi, Ascomycota, Sordariomycetes, Glomerellales, Glomerellaceae. Bases 1 to 1050 code for a protein of 349 amino acids. The record is from RefSeq and is a predicted model, not a curated record.
AUGGCUCAGAACUUACACGAGAACGCAGAUUUCAUCACAGCAGAUCUGGCCGAGGAGACCGCGCAGGCGACGGAGCACCUUCUUGGCGCCCCCAAGGGCCCCGAGCUGUGCGCAAACCAAGAAUGGUUGGACGUUUCAGUCAACUAUACUGUUCACUCCAUGAUUGCCGCAGAGGCUUUGACAAAGUGGCCGUCGUUUCUCCGACCUUUCGUUCACUGGUUUCUGCCCGAAGUCCGAACCCUGAAGGCAGAGGCUUCUCGUGCGCGACAGAUCAUCAAGCCAGUCUUUGCCAAGCGGAGGGAAGCGAAUCGUAUUGCUCGCGACGCGGGUGAGAAAACCACAAAGGUUGCCGACACCAUUGGAUGGCUGGACGAGGUUGCCAAGGGCAGAGCUUAUGAUGAUGGUCUCGCACAGCUUGGACUUUCAUUUGCCGCCAUUCACACAACUUCGGAGCUGUUGAGUGGUAUCAUCUCUGAUCUCUGCGACCAUCCCCAGUGGUUCGAACCUUUGCGAGAGGAGAUGUGUUCGGCGAUCAAAACACACGGCUGGUCUAAGAAGGCUCUGCAAGACAUGAAGUUCACAGACAGCAUGAUGAAAGAGUCUCAGCGUCAUCAUCUGGGAGACAUUGCGGCAAUGCACCGUGUGGCAUCAACAACGGUUGAACUUUCCGACGGAACUCGUAUUCCCCAAGGUGCCUACACAAUGGUCGCACUUGACAAGAUGGAAGACCCCGCUAUGUUUGAGGAUGCUUCUGGCUACCAUCCGCGGCGGUUCCUAGAUAUGCGUCAAAAACCAGGUCAGGAGAACAAAUGGCAAUUCGUGACGACCGGACCCGAACACUUGGCCUUUGGUCAUGGUCUGCACUCCUGCCCUGGGCGAUUCUUCGCGUCCAACGAGAUCAAGGUCAUCCUGGUUUAUCUCCUCACCAAGUACGAAUGGAAAUGGGCCACGGAUGGGCGUAAAGAAGAUUCAUUCAGUGGCCUCUUUGCUUCGGCGGACCCUACUGCCACAGCUUUGAUCAGAGCCAGAGAUUGUGAAAUCUCUCUUUGA